AUGAGACUGCUUUCCAGAGCUAUACCAAGACCCCGUCUGCCACAGCGGUGCUGCACGUCGCUGGGGAGACGUCACCUGACCAACAAUGGCUUCUUCCGUGUCUCCGAGGAGGUGCGAGAGGCACUGCACUCGAAAAAGCCAGUCGUGGCGCUGGAGUCGACAAUCUACACCCAUGGCUUCCCAUACCCCGAGAACGUAGCCCUCGCGUCUCUCCUUGAGAGUGUGGUCCGAGUCAAUGGCGGCGUGCCUGCAACGAUAGGCAUUCUGGAUGGAGUCGCGCGUGUUGGCCUGGAUCCCGAAGAGUUGAUCAAGCUCACCGAGUCUGCCGGCCAGCCGACCACCUUGAAGCUGUCCAGACGAGAUCUCAGCUACGUCUGCGGUCUGCGAUUGACGGGCAAGAAACUCAACGGUGGUACGACCAUCGCAAGCACCAUGCUUCUCGCCGAGCUGGCGGGCAUCAAGAUCUUUGGGACAGGAGGCCUCGGUGGAGUUCACCGAGGCGCCGAGUCGAGCAUGGACAUUUCUGCUGACCUGACUGAGCUUGGCAGGACACCCGUCUCUGUCGUCUCCAGUGGCUGCAAAAGCUUCCUAGACAUUCCUCGCACGCUCGAGUACCUGGAGACCGAAGGUGUGGGUGUCGGCACUUUUGCAGAUGGCCGUGAAGGCAAGGUAGACUUCCCAGCAUUCUGGUCGAGGGACAGUGGCGUCAAGAGUCCAACAACUAUCAAGGACGAAAUUGAGGCCGCUGCCAUCAUACACGCACAACACGAGAUGCAGAUCAGGUCUGGUCUACUCUUUGCCAACCCUGUUCCACUCGAGGCUGCGAUUCCAAAGCCAGAGAUGGAUCUUGUCAUUGAAGAAGCCCUGAGGCAAGCGGAUGCUCAAGGCGUAUCCGGGAAGGAUAAUACGCCUUUUGUUUUGGCAAAGGUAAAGGAGCUCACCCAGGGCAGAUCUAUCCCGGCAAAUAGAGCCUUGAUCGAAUCCAACGUGAGGCGAGCAGCCAUCAUUGCGCGCGAGCUGUCCGUUUUGGAGAAGAAGCAAGCAGAAGCCCAAGGAACUAGCUCGUCCUUCUUCACUCCAGUGCAAGUUUCCCCUGUUGUGAACGAGCUGCCCACAAGUGCAUCACCAUCGAUCUCUAAAGCAACUGCGACACACAUCGCUACAUUAACUCGUAUACCCGAAAGUACCGCACCUGUCGAUAUUGUCGUUGCGGGUGCCCUCGCUCUCGACUUCUCAUGUGACUACGCUCCAUUUGCGAAUUCGUCAAGUCAGGUCGACCCGCUGCCUCAUACUUCCAACCCCGCAGUGAUAAGUCAGAGUCUCGGAGGCGUAGCUCACAACAUUGCUAAAGCGGCCCAUCUCCUCGGUUCUUCUGUGCGUUUGUACAGCGCUGUCGGCAACGACAUGAGUGGUCGUGCUGCGACGAGCCAACUGGAAGGUCAAGGCAUGUCCACCAUCGGAAUCGAGACACUACCCGCGCCAGCAAGAACGGCCCAAUACAUCGCAGUCAACAACACCAACAAAGACCUUGCGCUCGCUAUGGCCGACAUGUCUAUUCUCGAGACCAUACCUCAAAGCCUGACGUCUUCCCUAUCCUCCUCCCUCUUUGCCGACCCCACAGCGAAGCCAAAAGUUUUUGUAGCAGACGCGAACUGGUCGUCGCCUUCGCUCCGAACGUGGCUCUCAACUGCGCACGGGGCAUCAACAACGACUAUUUUCGAGCCAGUAUCCACAGCAAAAGCGCUCCGCGUCUUUCCAGCCGACACACAGUGCAUGCCAAUCUACCCUAAUCCGCUCGCCGACAUCAUCACCCCUAACAACCACGAACUUGUUGCGCUCCACUCCUACGCCCACGCCAAGGGUUUCUUCGACACGCCGUCUUGGUUUUCCAUCAUCGACGCGCUAGGCAUUCCUUCAAUAGGUCUGCGUGUGCCGUUGACGACACUAACAAGCAGUGAAGUCGUUGAUGCAGGACUCCCCCAGCAGGCGAUCAAGUUGCUCCCCUUCUUUCCUACCGUCUUGACAAAGUUAGGGCCACAAGGUGUCUUGAUGACGAAGUUGUUGGCGAAUGAUGCGCCGGAGUUGCGCAACGACGAUGAGAGGCAGUAUGUUGUUGCGCGCAACCGAAACGGUGACCGAGCACGAGACGUGGGCGGUUUAUACGUGCGCCUGUUUGCAGUGGACAAGGUGUUGCCGCCCGAGGACAUCAUUAGCGUGAACGGUAUUGGAGACACGUUUUGCGGGGCGCUAGCGGUGGGGCUGGCGCGGGGCCGGCGAACGCAGGAGGUUGUUGGAUUUGCGCAAAUGGCUGCGAGCUUGAGUUUGAGGUCGAAGGAGAGUGUUAGUCCCCGGCUAGAAGAGCUGAAGGACGCGGUGGGGAGAUUGUAG
Molecule: messenger RNA, 2388 nt
Organism: Boeremia exigua
Lineage: Eukaryota; Fungi; Ascomycota; Dothideomycetes; Pleosporales; Didymellaceae
Product: Indigoidine synthase A like protein-domain-containing protein
Exons: 4
Coding region: 1-2388 (795 amino acids)
Molecular function (GO): pseudouridylate synthase activity
Source: RefSeq, a predicted model, not a curated record